GCAGUAUAUCACAUCACUGCCCAACUAGCCGUUAGGUGACUCUCCAAAUAGUCAAAUACACAUAACAUGAAUACUGAAAAAUAUAUCCGUUAAACCCUCUCUCUUCAUCCUCAACCCGGUACAAAUCAUUUUCGCCAUAACCAGAACCCCGUUGAAAAAGAAAGCCUUUGAAAAUGGCAAUUCGAGAGGGUUCGAACAAAUCCCCAGAAAAACCAUCAAAAAGGCAAGCAGAAGCCAACGAAAAUGGGCAUCUGUUCAGUCCAAGGUUUCGAUCGGUGGCAGCCAUGGCAGGUUGGGAUGAAGAGGCGCUUUUGAUUGCAAGCCUCAUCGUUGAGGACACUCCUGAUCGCCAAAUCAAACAUAACAAGCAAUCUGAUUUACAUGGUUUUAAAACCCCACCAUCCAAUUCCAGAAGAAAACGCAAGGCUCAGAGGCGGAGCCCUGCAUCGAUACCGAUCACUGUUCUUGAUCUCGAGGAAAAUGGGUCAAAACCGAAACAAGAGAGCGAGAAAACUGACAAGAAGACAAGUGUCAAUGAAGUAGUAGUAGAGAAUAGAGAUUGUGAUGAAAUGAACACGAAGGGCAAUGAUGUUUCCAUCUCUGGUCUAGGAAUAGCAUGUCUCGAUCGACUUCGGGAGGAGCUCUCUUGUGCUAUUUGCUUGGAGAUAUGUUAUGAGCCCAGUACAACACCUUGUGGACAUAGUUUUUGCAAAAAAUGUUUGCAUUCAGCAGCUGAUAGGUGUGGGAAGAAGUGCCCCAAAUGCAGGCAGCUUAUAAGGUGCAAUAGCAGAUAUUCCACGGUGAACACUGUUCUUUGGAACACGAUUCAGCUGUUAUUUCCCAAGGAAGUUGAAGCAAGGAAGGCAAAUGAUCCUUCCACCUCAGAUAACAAUGAACUAAAACGGGAAACCCAAUCAAGAAGAAACAGAAGUCUUCGUACACAAAACAGAGCAGUUCUGGCCUUAAAUAGUAGUCCAGAGUCUGAAAACCGGAGGAAUCAUAGUUUAAGGCACCGGAGUUCAAGGCCUUCCGGUGGUACGUCAAGCAGACAACAGCAGCACAGGUUUAGUACAAGGAGGGCAUUGCCAAGCCAAGAUGAGGAUGCUGCUUUGGCUUUGAGAUUGCAGAGGGAGGAAUUUAUGGAGGCGUUUAGGGCACCGGACGAGCCUAGCAGAGACCCUUCAUUUGCUGUGGCUAGAGCUAAUUUGAGGGCCAUGGCCUCUAGAGCUGUUAACAUUAGGAUUAGGGGACGGCGAGAGUAGAAAGCAAUGCUAAUUUUUUACUUGUAUCUUGUGUUAGUGAAUUCUGCUUGUGUUGUUCAACUUAUGUUGAUUUGUUUAAGGAUGUUAUAGUCCUCUCAACUUAUGAACUCUGUACUCCUUUGAAUACUUGGGCUUUCGAAUAAUACAACUUCUUCCAUUGGCACCACUGUCAUGACAUGAACUGAUAGGUGACAGAUUUGAAACAUUAAAA
This is a messenger RNA of Striga asiatica, 1473 nucleotides long. The record is from the annotation of a GenBank genome assembly. Lineage: Eukaryota; Viridiplantae; Streptophyta; Magnoliopsida; Lamiales; Orobanchaceae.